GCUUGCUCCAAUGUCUACUAUAAACAAACUCAUGAUUCCACAAUAUUCAUGAUAACAGUGUGAUUAUCUCCAAUAAUUUCUGUAUCAGAACCCUAAUGGCGCAUUGUAGAUCGAAUUUUUUAUUCGUAAUCUAUCUAUCCAUCUUUCUACUGAUUGCUAAUGCAGCUAAAAGUUACUAUGAUAUACUUCAAGUUCCGAAAGGUGCAUCAGACGAUCAGAUUAAACGAUCAUAUAGAAAGCUUGCGUUGAAAUAUCAUCCUGAUAAGAAUCAAGGAAAUGAAGAUGCUAACAUAAAGUUUGCUGAAAUUAACAAUGCUUAUGAAGUGUUGUCGAACAGCGAAAAGCGGAGUAUUUACGACCGGUACGGUGAGGAAGGGCUUAAACAGCAUGCUGCUGGUGGCGGAGGAGGCGGAGGGGUGAAUAUUCAGGACAUUUUUAAGUCUUUUUUUGGUGGCGGAGCAGACCAAGAAGAGGAGGACCGGGUGGCAAAAGGUGAUGAUGUAAUCGUUGACCUCGAUGCAAGUUUGGAGGAUUUGUACAUGGGAGGGUCCCUAAAGAUUUGGAGGGAGAAGAACAUUUUAAAGCCUGCUCCAGGUAAAAGACGCUGCAACUGCAGGAAUGAGGUUUAUCACCGGCAAGUUGGUCACGGAAUGUUCCAACAGAUGACAGAGGAGGUCUGUGAGCAGUGCCCUAAUGUAAAGUAUGCAAGGGAAGGGGACUUUAUAACUGUGGAUAUAGAGAAAGGAAUGCAAGACGGGGAGGAAGUGGUCUUUUAUGAGGAGGGUGAACCAAUUAUAGAUGGUGAACCUGGAGAUUUGAGGUUCCGCAUUCUUACAGCUCCACACGACAGGUUUAGGAGAGAAGGCAAUAACCUUCACACAACUGCCACAAUAACUUUGGCACAAGCACUUGUUGGGUUCGAGAAGACGGUUAAACACCUUGACGAUCAUCUAGUGAACAUCGGCACAAAGGGAAUUACAAAACCAAAGGAAGUGAAGAAGUUUAAAGGCGAAGGAAUGCCACUGCACUUUAGCAACAAGAAGGGUGAUUUGUAUGUUACUUUUGAAGUUCUUUUCCCUACAUCACUAACAGAUGACCAGAAGACCAAGAUCAAAGACAUUCUCGGUUAGUUAGUUAGAUAGCAGGAUACAUGUAUAAUAUAUUUGUUAUCAAGGCUGGUCCAUAGAUUUCUUGUAGAACAAAAUGCCACCCGUAAACCAUUUUUAGAUGUCAAACAUUGUAAACAUGAGAUUGAAUGAUUUGGAUAUAGCUAUGCUGAAAUCUUAAAGUGCAC
Molecule: messenger RNA, 1294 nt
Organism: Helianthus annuus (common sunflower)
Lineage: Eukaryota; Viridiplantae; Streptophyta; Magnoliopsida; Asterales; Asteraceae
Product: dnaJ protein ERDJ3B
Exons: 10
Coding region: 96-1130 (344 amino acids)
Biological process (GO): protein folding
Source: RefSeq, a predicted model, not a curated record